CAUUGCAAAUAGCCCACAACUCUAACGACCAAUUCUCAAGAUUUUCAAGUAUUCUUUGAAACUCUGAUAAAUAAUACCCUAUUGAUCAUAAGUCCGCAAAAAAAACAAAAGUCUUCAAUAUGUUUAAGUUUCUUGUUUAUCUUUUGGUUUGUAUUUCUCUUCAUGCAUGCAGUGCCAGACCAAUUGCAACUACUGACCAAGAAAACAAAAUACCGCUCUCUAGCAAGGAUGUAACAUUUUUGACUAGUGACAUAUCUAAAACAGAAGGAAGAAUAAUCAUGUCCAAAAAUAAUGGAAGAGAUUAUGCAAAACUUAUGUGGAAGAAGAGAUCAAAUGCUCCACGAAAGGAAUUAGAUGAUGAAGAAAAUAAAGGAAACAAGGUCAAAAUAUCGUUUCAAGAGGAAGCUCAAGUAAAGAUAUUGAAGAGAGAAUCACGGUUGAUGCUAGAAUCUCCAACAUCAGCACAAGAUGAAGAAGAAGCAGUGAACUCCAUUGGAAACGACCCUGCGGAAGACGUGGUGGUUAUGGACUAUGCACAACCCCAUCGAAAACCACCCAUUCACAACACAAAACACUAGAUACAUUGUACUAAUAGAUGAAAAAUCAUACUAGUGUUUAUGUAUUUUGCUUUCUCGUUUAUACGUAUGUGAGACUGCCGGUCUUCAGUUUGUUCUUUUUACUUAUUAUUGUUUUCGCAAAUGAAGGAGAAUCCUAGAUGAGAAUACUCCCAUAUUGUAUUGAUUCUCCAUGUAUGUACAAAUAGAAAUGACUAAGAAUUUCAAAAGCUAGUUCUAGCAAGAAAUAUCAGUGUUAUGGUCGCCUGUUACAUAAAUGCAAUGGUGAUAUAUUGAAUGAGAAAGAAGGGGUUGAGGCUUA
Messenger RNA from Lycium ferocissimum, 876 nucleotides. RefSeq lists its product as uncharacterized. The record is from RefSeq and is a predicted model, not a curated record. NCBI's taxonomy places the organism in Eukaryota, Viridiplantae, Streptophyta, Magnoliopsida, Solanales, Solanaceae. The transcript has 4 exons. Bases 120 to 578 code for a protein of 152 amino acids.